Epithele typhae is the source of this 2538-nucleotide messenger RNA. RefSeq lists its product as uncharacterized. NCBI's taxonomy places the organism in Eukaryota, Fungi, Basidiomycota, Agaricomycetes, Polyporales, Epitheliaceae. The record is from RefSeq and is a predicted model, not a curated record. The coding region runs from base 1 to 2538 and encodes 845 amino acids. Gene Ontology annotation, molecular function: protein kinase activity. The transcript is spliced from 8 exons. Gene Ontology annotation, biological process: protein phosphorylation.
AUGCCCGGACACUGCGUGACGCAGGACCAAAAGUCCUUCCUAGACCGCCUCACUAAGGGAGGCCAUCCAGACGUGGAGCGAUCCCACUUAGUGAAGCCCGACGUCGACAAACUGAAGAAGGGACACGAAUGGGAGGUGACGCUCGAGUUUGUCCGUUUCGCCCACAGCAUCUUGGAGCACACAACUCCUCCAGAUGACCGACCAGAACUCGUCGUCCGCGAUGUCUCAGACCGACAAAUGCCGGCCAAUUCCACUCUGACUGAAUCCGGCCGCUCCAACUCGACCAAAGGCGUUGGGUGCGAUGCCGGCCUGUUCUUCAACGACGAGCGGUAUCGUCAAGUCGUUCACGUUUCAGAGGAGGAAUACCUCGACGUUUCAGAGGAGGAAGACCGCGACGUUUCGGAGGAGGAAGACCUCGACCCCUCAGAGGAGGACGACCUCGACGACUCAGAGGAAGAAUACCUUGACGAUUCAGAGGAGGAAGACCUCGGGAAGCCAGGUGCAACAUCGGAGCUGGAGGACAAGCACGGGAUGCGUGCCCCUUUCGUCGGGCGCUGCUCAUUCGCCGACAUCGUCGUCCCCAUCGAGGUCAAGGCACACCACAGCCAACAGCACCGGAUCCAUGUCUACGCCGUCUACAUCUUCAAGAACCUUGCACGCUUGGUCUACGUCGAUCGCGGCGUCUGUGUCGUGACCGACGCAUUCGACUGGAGUAAACUCGGCUUCGACCCUACCGUCACCACCGCUUCGCGGGAGGACUUCGAGGAGAUGUACGACUUUGCGAGGAAGUCGACUUCCAUCACCCCAUACGUCCGCAAGCAGCUCUACUACGCGCUCUGCCUCACUGAACAACUGGCCGAUGACACCCCUGCGACACUGGCGCUCCGGCGCAUCAAGAGGUCGAACGGCGGAUACAUCUUGUUUGGCCGUCCGACGUUCGUGAACCCGUCUCUUGUCGGUCGCUGCACCAUCGCCGGCGUCGCGUUCGUCCCCGCCCCGUCAGACGCCGUGGACAAGGCGGCCGCCGGGAAGGCGAUCUUCACCAAGUCGCUCUGGCGGAUCGAUCACCCGGCCAUCCGGCCAGAGCACGAAAUCUACGAGAUGCUCAAGGCCAAGCUUGUGGGAGGCAUCCUCACGUGUCUGGGUGGUGAAGACGUCUCUGCCGGCCCAGGACUCCAGCGACUGUGCACGCGUGCAGCUGAAUAUCUCGACGCAAGGAUUCCUUCGGCUGCCGGCGACAAGGAGAGCCAUCAACGGUGCAGCCGGGUGCUCUACCGGAUCAGUUUCGAGGAGAUCGCUCGGCCUCUUACGGACUUCAGGUUCUGGCCCGAGCUGUUUGCGAUCCUCUCCGACGCCCUGACAGGAUGCGUGGAACAAGCGGAGGUCUUGCACCGUGAUGUCAGCGUCAACAACAUUCUGAUCGUCGAGAAGAAUGGCACGCCCUCCGGCGUACUCUGCGACUGGGAGUGUGCAAGCGUAAAGACCAAAUGGGUAAAGCGCAGAGGAUACCCGACCGCACGACUGUCGGACGACAUCGAGUCCUUUGUGCACGUGCUCAACUAUCUCGUCAUGCGCUUUUAUUACACAGGCAUAGGCUCAUCCGAGUUUGUCGCAAGGUACUUGUGUUUCUUCGAGGAAUAUGGUGAGGUGAAAUGCGAGGAGAGAGGCGUCACGGCCUACGUUGGCGGCACACAGAAGCUGUGGGCACUCAGAGCCGCACAGCCGCAUUUCGAACCUGAAGAUAACGACACUCUGGCCACAGCCAUGCAGGACGUCGCCGACAUCUGCGCACGGCACUACGGUGCUAUGGACUUCAAAACGCUCCGGCGGUUGUAUGCCCCCGUCAAAGAAAAGAAAGGCAUCGUCGAAAUGAAUGCCAACGUAGAGGCCAUAUCAGAUGCACUUGUCGACAACUUUCAACGCGACGGGCCCGCGCGUGAGGUAUCUCCCAGCGACGAGGAUUCCCAGUCUGGGGGGUCUUCUCCGCCCCUCGUUCCGUCCACUCCUCUCGCCACCCUGUCAUCUCCCGCCAACCCCGUCCCAUCUUCUCCUACCGACCGCGAGGACGCAGAGACCUUGGUAGGCAGCCAUGGACUCGACGAGUCCGACGGCGCAGACGCCAACGCAACGGCGAAGUCCAACCCCCCGCCAUCCCCGCCGCCGCCGCGUCCCGACCCUCCCGGCCCGCUGUCUACGCACGAAGAUCUUCUUGCUGUGUCCAAGAGAUGGAGCGUGGCCCGGAAGUGGCCGAACAAGAAGGAGCGGUCGCGGUUGACGCAAGACUUGUUCGUCGACGUGCGGCUCGUCAAGCGCAACAACAACGCGUUCUCGCUCGGCUCGACGGACCCGUUCUACUACUCCAAGCCGACCGAGCCGGCGCGGAAGAAGGCCAAGACGAACAGCGGGACACCGCUCGCCAGCGUCGGCGAGGAGCCUGUGCCGCUCGAGCGAGACGAUGAUGCGGACAAUGCCAGCCAGGCGCCGUCCGGUCAUAAACGCAAGCGGAAGGAGUACUCGAGCGUGUUGAAGGUCGAAUAA